Messenger RNA from Caenorhabditis remanei, 1557 nucleotides. RefSeq lists its product as uncharacterized. Gene Ontology annotation, biological process: transmembrane transport. Gene Ontology annotation, molecular function: transmembrane transporter activity. Lineage: Eukaryota; Metazoa; Nematoda; Chromadorea; Rhabditida; Rhabditidae. The transcript is spliced from 6 exons. Gene Ontology annotation, cellular component: membrane. The record is from RefSeq and is a predicted model, not a curated record. The coding region runs from base 1 to 1557 and encodes 518 amino acids.
AUGCACAUCAUUCCACCCGGUCUCUACCGGGUCGAUGUGCUCAUUCUGAUCUCAUAUCAAAUGUGUCACUUCUUCUCCAUUCAACAGUUAUUCCCGAUCUUCCUCAACUACACACCAAAAACUGCUUGCGUUGAGACAGCACAAGGAAAAGUAUGCUACGAUGUGCCGAAAAGCAAGUGUCUUCAGUACGAUAACUUCCCAAAUGUAUGCGCCAAUCUCACUGGAACUGCCCUUUCCGAAUGCCACACUACAAAAUCUCACAGCUAUUACUCCUCAGCUGCCAUGGAAUUCGAAAUCUACUGCCGUCCAGGAUGGAAAGAUUUCCGUCCGGCAUUCGUUCAAUACGUUGGAGUUCUCAUCGGAAAUAUCAUUUUGGGAUAUGUAGCUGAUCAAAUGGGAAGAAAGAAGACGUUCAUUCUGUCAAUGCUCAUCGGAAUCCCAUCUCUUUCCCUCUCUGCUACAUUCAAUUCCAUCGCUGCAUUCUAUUUCUUCCGUGCUCUCACUGGAAUCGGAAUCGCUGGAACUAUGAUUGUCGGAUGGGCGUACUUCUCGGAAUUAGUGUCACCUCAUCAGAGAUUCAAGUUGAGAACUUUCAGUAACUGGGCGAAUGCUCGUAUUAUGCUCACUUUGGUUGCUCUUCUCACUGGUGAAUGGCGUCUUUCGUCUCAUGUCUCUGCCUGUAUCUCACUCAUUACUCUUGCCAUUGUCUAUUUCAUUCUUCCGGAAUCUCACAUUUGGCUUCGCAAGAAGGGACGAUAUGAGGAAGCUGAAGAAAGUCGGAAAAGAAUCGCUGCUCUCGCUGGAAUUGAGUUUGUUCCAAUGCCACCACCAGAGAAAGUUGAGAACGCUGAACCAGAGAAGGCAGUCAACAUUCUCACUGUCUUCGGCGAUCCACAACUCCGCAAGAACAUUCUUAUCCUUUGGCUUAUGUGGUUCGUGACGGGAAUGACCGCCUAUUUGACUGAUUUGUGCGGAGGAGACAUGACAGCGAACUUCUGGAUUGGACAGUUCCUUUCGGGAAUCUUGCUCUCGGUUGUCAGAAUUAUCAUGGGUUUCGCCGAUGGAUACCUUCCAUGGAUGGGCCGCCGUUUCGUUCUCCUCUCGUGUCAAUCUCUCGCAAUCUUCUUCUUCGGAUGCGUCAUUGCCUUCUUGUAUGCCGGAGAUAAGGGUCAAUGGUACUACACUGCAGUCUACUUGGCUUCAUUCGUCUUCACUUCAAUCUGUUGGGAACCAUGUUAUUUGUGUGCUUCUGAAUUGAUGCCGACCGAUGUUCGUGCCACGUCGACAGCUUCCUGUUCGAUCGUCGGACGGUUCGCCAAUAUUGGAGCUUCCAUGCUUAGUGGUCUCAAAACGAUCUACGAGCCAGGAGUCCAUAUGAUCUCAAUCAGUUUGGGUCUCACUAACGUCAUCGCCGCCUACUUCUUCCUCCAAGAAACCAAGAAUUGUAGUCUUGACAAGGCUGGAACUGCCGCAUCGAAACCAGUGGAGAAAGCAAACGAGCAAGAAAUGAAGGAUCUCAUCGACAGAACCGUCGCCGAAGAUGUCGAAAAGAAGUAG